AUGAUGUUGUCACGAGCCUUGUCGCGGAUUUUAAGAAUUACCAGGACGAAGAACGCUCUAGGCUGCCGCUCGCUUCUUUCGCACCGACUGGAUCCGCUGCCUAUCUCCGACGGCAGCUCCAGCACCCUUGGCGACUCUACUCAAAAGGUUUACAGUUGCAGAGAACAUUAUUCGUCAAGUACUCCUGCACGGCUUGGCUUUACGCAUCAAAUACAUCACCAGAGCACUUCCUUGGUUGAGGAACAACUUGAUCCUUUUUCACUUGUUGCUGAUGAGUUAUUGGUUCUUGCUAAUAAAUUGCGGCAAAUGGUAGUUGCUGAGGUUCCGAAGCUUGCCUCAGCAGCUGAAUACUUCUUUAAAAUUGGAGUGGAGGGGAAGAGGUUCCGUCCAACGGUCUUGUUGCUGAUGGCAACAGCUCUAAAUGUGCACAUACCUGAACCUAUACCUAAUGGCGGUCCCAUGGCUACAGAGCUACGUGCAAGACAACAACGUAUAGCAGAGAUCACAGAGAUGAUUCAUGUAGCAAGUCUUCUCCAUGAUGAUGUUUUGGAUGACGCGGACACAAGACGUGGUAUUAAAUCAUUAAACUUUGUUAUGGGCAACAAGGUAUCAGUUUUAGCUGGGGAUUUUCUACUUUCAAGAGCUUGUGUAGCACUAGCUUCCUUGCGGAACACUGAGGUCGUUUCACUACUGGCAACAGUUGUGGAGCAUCUUGUAACUGGCGAAACCAUGCAAAUGACUACUACCACUGAGCAACGUUGUAGCAUGGAGUACUAUUUGCAAAAGACGUAUUACAAGACUGCGUCUCUCAUUUCCAAUAGCUGUAAGGCAGUUGCACUUCUUGCUGGGCAAACUGCUGAAGUGGCAACACUGGCUUUUGAGUAUGGAAGAAAUCUGGGUUUGGCCUUUCAAUUGAUAGAUGACGUUCUUGAUUUCACUGGCACGUCUGCUUCACUUGGAAAAGGAUCAUUGUCAGACAUACGCCAUGGAAUAGUAACUGCUCCCAUACUGUUUGCCAUGGAGGAGUUUCCCCAGCUGCGUGCAAUUAUUGAUGAAGGAUUCGAGGAUCCCAAAAACGUGAACCUUGCACUUGAGUACCUUGGAAAGAGCCGUGGAAUACAGAGGACAAGAGAACUUGCUGCACAACAUGCUAACCUUGCUGCAGAAGCUAUCGAUUCUUUACCGGAAACUGAUGACGAGGAUGUGCGUAGGUCGAGGCGUGCUUUGAUAGACAUCACACAGAGAGUAAUCACCAGGAACAAGUAA
Linum trigynum is the source of this 1266-nucleotide messenger RNA. Lineage: Eukaryota; Viridiplantae; Streptophyta; Magnoliopsida; Malpighiales; Linaceae. The record is from the annotation of a GenBank genome assembly.